Rhizopus microsporus ATCC 52813 is the source of this 1260-nucleotide messenger RNA. Its product is annotated as GDP-mannose transporter. NCBI's taxonomy places the organism in Eukaryota, Fungi, Mucoromycota, Mucoromycetes, Mucorales, Rhizopodaceae. The transcript is spliced from 5 exons. Gene Ontology annotation, biological process: transmembrane transport. Gene Ontology annotation, cellular component: Golgi apparatus. The coding region runs from base 73 to 1215 and encodes 380 amino acids. The record is from RefSeq and is a predicted model, not a curated record. Gene Ontology annotation, molecular function: antiporter activity; GDP-mannose transmembrane transporter activity.
GGAUGCAAAUCAUUCACAUUCCAAGCUUUCCUUUCUCUCUUUUUCUUCUUCUUUUGUUUUCAAUCAUAUCGUAUGGGCUUUGUUAGACAAGAAAAAGGACAGAGUAUUACCCUGACUGUCAACACAGGCAAUCUUUUAGAGCUCUCUAACAACAACCAAAGUUCAGUUGUUGCUUCUAGCAAAGUAUCCUCGGUGUCUCCAGCUGUAAAGGCAGGCUUACCUAUCUUUAGCUACUGUAUCGCGAGUAUCGUAAUGACAGUGGCCAACAAGUACGUGGUCAGUGGUGAUUUUAAUAUGGUCUUUCUCUUGCUAACUGUGCAGAGUAUUGUCACUAUUUUGUUUCUUCAAGUAUUCAAGUUUUUAAACUUGAUCAAAUACCGUGAAUAUAGCCAUGAAGAAGCAAAGAAAUGGUACCCAAUUGUUAUCUUCUUGGUUGCCAUGAUUUAUACGGGUUCAAAAGCAUUGCAGUACUUGCCUAUUCCUGUAUAUACUAUUUUUAAAAACUUGACUAUUAUCCUGAUUGCUUAUGGUGAGGUUCUUUGGUUUGGUGGAAGCGUUUCUUCCUUAAUGAUGCUCUCUUUUGCACUCAUGACAUUGUCAUCUGUUAUUGCUGGUUGGAAUGACGUGUUUAAUGCUCUUGACUCAGUGCUCAAUGUUACUUUGGCAGAGGCCAAGAUCAUUGUUGGUUACUUUUGGAUGGCAGUCAAUUGCUUAUCGUCAGCAGCCUUUGUACUUUAUAUGCGCAAGCGUAUCAAGUUGACCAAUUUUAAAGAUUUUGAUACAGUUUAUUAUAACAAUCUUUUAUCCAUCCCACUCUUGCUGUUACCUAGCUUAUUAUUGGAAAACUGGUCUAUUGAAAACUUGGAAUUUAAUUUUCCUCCUGAAGAACGCCAGGCACGUAUUUGGGCAAUGAUAUUCUCGGGAGUAUCAGCAUUCGGCAUGUCUUAUGCAUCUGCCUGGUGUGUUCGUACGACAUCUUCUACAACGUAUUCAAUGGUAGGAUCGCUGAAUAAAUUACCUAUCGCUAUCUCUGGUAUUGUCUUUUUUGGAGACAAGGCAACUUUCGGCAAUGUAACUGCCAUCUUUAUGGGAUUCGUCGCUGGCAUUGUUUACUCUUAUGCAAAGGCAUUUCCAAAAUCGGCGAUCACCGUUACAUCUGCAUCAAGCCAAAGUUACAUGGAUGCUUCCAAAGACAAUGAGAAAUUGCCAUCUUGAAUAAUCAUCGUUUAUUGCAUGUCUAUAUUAUUAUAAUAAAUACAU